AUGGCCCAACCAACCCCUGAGCAACUCGACUACUAUAUGGCACAUGCCGACGACGAUAAACGACCUAAUGAAAUCGCCUCUCUCGUGUGUGGAUUACUUGCGGCCAUCGUCGCGGUCGCUGCACGUUUCACGGCGCGGCGCAUCUCCAGGAUUACGCUUGGACCGGAAGACUGGACUAUAAUUGCGGCGAUGAUGGGUGAGAUCACAUAUGCCGUUGUAUUUGCUAAAGCCAUCGACAACGGCCAAGGGCGACAUAUUAUCUUUGUCAAGGACGCGGUCUCUUUUAGCAAGGGAUACGUUGCUGCCAUCGUCAGCUACUCCUUUACGGUAAUGGUGACAAAAAUCUCGGUCCUGCUUUUUUAUUGUCGACUGUUCGGAUCGAAAUGGAUCUACACAUCUUCCUGGAUUGUCGGCACUAUUGUUGUUCUAUACAACCUGGCGGUCAUCCUGAUCGCCGGGCUGCAGUGUAUUCCACUGUCGGAUCUCUGGACUGGUGGGUCAUCGUGUAUCAACACGGAGCCUCCAUUCACUGGACUGGCCGUUGUCAACAUAGUCACCGAUGUGCUCAUUCUGGCCCUCCCCGUGAAACCGGUGAUGAACCUGAACAUGAAAUCGGCUCGGAAGGUGCAGGUGCUGGGAAUAUUCCUACUGGGAGGAGUUGUCUGCGUCUUCGGGAUCAUCCGCGCCGUCGCAAUGACGGAACUCAGUCUUUUCGAUCCCACUUGGACGGCGGUCGGUGCUGCGAUGUGGUCCUUCGUUGAGAUCUCCGUAGGCAUUGUCGCAGCAUGCCUGCCCAUGCUAGGACCUCUGGUUAGAGGAAAAUCAGGUACAAGUGCCAACCCGUCCGGCGGUAGUGGCUACGUACGAUCCGGCAAGUUCAGCGCUACGGUCUCGAGCAAGUCUGGGUAUAUUCAGCAGGACGACAUUCCUCUGACGGAUGACUGGAGGCAGAAUGCAGAAGGGUCCUCAUCGAAUCAGGGUCGAACGUAUCAGGUGCAGGGCGGGCCCCCUGUAUCGCCGUCGCCGUCGAAACACAAUGCCAAGCAGAUAUCGGUCCAGCAUGAUAUCCAGUCUACGACGACGUUCGUUUGA
Aspergillus affinis is the source of this 1092-nucleotide messenger RNA. RefSeq lists its product as uncharacterized. The transcript is spliced from 6 exons. Bases 1 to 1092 code for a protein of 363 amino acids. The record is from RefSeq and is a predicted model, not a curated record. NCBI's taxonomy places the organism in Eukaryota, Fungi, Ascomycota, Eurotiomycetes, Eurotiales, Aspergillaceae.